Messenger RNA from Lingula anatina, 2095 nucleotides. RefSeq lists its product as uncharacterized. Gene Ontology annotation, molecular function: glycosyltransferase activity. Lineage: Eukaryota; Metazoa; Brachiopoda; Lingulata; Lingulida; Lingulidae. The record is from RefSeq and is a predicted model, not a curated record.
AAAGGAAAUUAUACUCACACCACUGAGGGAUCUUCAUAGGAGACCUACACCCACCCGCUUAAACCCACCACAGUACUAUAUCAGACACCCACACCCACCCACUUAUAUACACUGUAGUACUAUAUCAGACACCCACACCCACCCGCUUAUAUACACUGUAGUGCUAUUUUGUGUACCCAGAUACACCCACUGUAUCACUAUCACCAUGAGUACCAAAGAAUCAUCUCUUAGCACCAAAAUCCACCAAAUAUUCAGACGGUACAAAGUGGCCAUAUUGCAAAGCUGUUCCCCAAUUCCAGUGCUAAUGGUUGGACUUAUGCUGCUUUUUAACUUGUUUGUAAUCUCUAACAUAAGUCAUGAUUCUUGGAGUGCCCAAAGGAAGAGCCAUUUGCCAACCCACAAAACGGGAAUAUCACAGCACCAAACUUGGAAACCAAACAUGCAAGACGAUAAGGAUAUCAAGACAAAUGUAUUCAGCGCAGGAAGGGCCAACAAGGCUCCUAGUUUUUUCACAAAAAUUAACAAUCUGGUUCUUGUAGAAGGUUUAUCUGUUGAGAAUCAAGACAGACACAUAGAAAACAGGGUAAAUGCACAGUCAAUUGUAUAUAACAAUGGAAAGAUGGCACGCAAACAUAGAAUUAUUGGCCCAAACUAUUAUGAUUAUGAUGAUCCUGACUUAGAGCAAGGAGCCGGAAAUAGACAAGGUGAGAUUGAAAGUUCAAGUAAAGGCCAGGCAUGGCUGAAGUGUAAGGAGAAUCCGAACAUAUGUCCUCAAGAAUUCCAAAAAUGGUACAAAUCUAUGACGCCUCUAUGUGGAGUGAACUUCAUUGCCUUUGACAGAAACUUUGCCUUAUGUCAGAACAUCACUCUCAAUCGACAGAAAGCUAUUGGACAAAAAGGAGGAGAAAGUAUCACAGAAGUGUUAAAUCAGAAGGAGGCUGUAGAGUUUUACAAGUACAAGUUUGGAUUUUAUCAUGUCAGGAACUGCCAAAAAACACCCAAGUAUGUGUUUACUAAAUACCACGGAAAGGGUCACCUCAAGGAUUGGAUAGAAUCAGUGUCAAUCAAAAAAAAUCAUCCCAAUCCACAGCUGACAACAGUCAAUCAGAAUUUCACCAUAGCUGUGACGAGGUACGAAUAUGUUAACUGGUACCAUUCAAUGACAGACUUCUACAAUGCAUUCCUAAUGAUGAAAUUCUUUAGAAAACAACCUGAUGAGAUCAGUGUGUUACUUAUUGACGCUCAUCCUCAAGGUAACCUGGACGAGGUUUGGGCGACAUUGUUUGGUAAUUCUAAACGGCUGAGUGAGACGGACAGACUGGUGACCUACAGAGAAAUGAUCUGGAAUCCAAUGGGUUAUAACAGCAUGAUGAAUCAACACGUACGCAAAACAAUCCCACUUAUUGAUGAGUUCAGAGAGUUUUUUCUUAAAAGAUAUCGCGUGUCUACAAGCAAAAAACUCAACUGUGACAAACUUGACAUUCUGUUCAUAUGGCGUCAUGACUACGUAGCUCACCCACGCAACCCGUCAGGGUCCAUCCUGCGUAAAAUUUAUAACGAAGAUGAGAUCAUUUCCGCAGUGAAGUCAGAGUUCCCAGCCUUCAAUGUCCAGGGAAUACAGAUGGACCAGUUAAAACUGAAAGACCAGCUUGAACUCGUAGCUAAGACAGAUAUACUCGUAGGAAUGCACGGCGCAGGGUUAACCCACACGCUAUUCCUGCCCAAACACGGAGGCCUCAUUGAAAUAUUUCCACAAUAUUCAAAUGUGAUGGGACAUUUUAGAUCUCUGAGUAAUUGGAGAGGCAUCCAUUAUGCAUUCUGGAAAAACAGUGAUGUAACUCUGGAACAUCGGAAUCAUUUCACAGAGAUUCCAACUGCUGUGGUUAUUAAACAGAUUCAGGACAUGGCUAAAAGAAUAGCUACUAACAGCUGCUGACAUCUAUCAGUGAAGUGCUGAUGAUACUAUUAAACUGGUUUCUUAUAUCUGCUAGAAACCUUUAGCUAAUUAUACUUUUGUGGUGAAAAAUUUGAGGAUAAAUAUCAAUCAACAAUGCAACAUGAUUUUAUAUAUAUAUAUAUUUAUAUUUUUUUGUUU